AUGGAAUAUAAUAAGUUGGAAAAAAGUGAAGAACAUAAAAUAAAAAUUAUGUUCUUUUUGAUAGGGUUAUUAUUAACAUUACCUUCCCAUGUUAUAGUUAAUAUAUCAUUUUUAAUUAACCAAAUAUACAAUGAAGAAAUUUUUGUCACAAUUAUGGGAAUACUAUCAGGAUGCAUGAUUAUAGCAUCUGUAUUCCAAUUGUUAAUAGAAAUAACAUCAUUUAUGUCAAUAAUUGUCAGUAAUAUUUUAAAUAUAAUUAAUAUGGGGUUAUUAUUAACACUUUUAUGUGUUUGUAAAGCAUCAAAAUAUUAUAUAUAUGGUAUAUGUGCCAUAAUUGGUUUAUUUAUUGGAUAUUUAUAUUCAUCUUGCACAAAAUAUUCUUUAUUAGUUGAUUUAAAAGUAAACGGAUUUUUAGUUACAGGAAUUAGUUUUAGUGCAUUAUUUGUUUUUACUAUUAACACAAUAAUAUCUUAUUUUAUAAUUGAAGAUGGUAAUAUCGAGUCAUAUUACAAUACUAUUUUUCGAUCUUUUGUUACAAUUUUAAUAAUCGAAUGUUUUAUAUUAUCGGUUAUAUUUUAUAUACAAUAUAAUUCUAGCUUUUUCCAAGAUCAAAAAAAAAAAAUUGAAUUUCCAACAUACAAAUAUGCAAGUAAACCACUAAAUGAUGUAGAAAAGGGAAAAAAAAAUAUGAACAGCAAUAAUAAUUAUACAUAUGAUGGAAAUAAAAAUUUUAUGAAAAGUUUUAAAAGUUUAUUUAAUUUUUCAAAUAUAAUUGAUGGUGCAAAAUUAAUUAAACAUUAUUAUAUUUGCUUAAUACCCAUAAGUUUUUCUAUUUUAGUUACUUUUAUUAUUUAUCCACACAUACUUCCGAACAAGUUAGAGAAAGGAGUCGCCAUAAAUUAUAUACUCAUGUUAACGUAUCAAGCCAGUGAUUUUAUAUUUAUUUUUUUAGUGACAAUAUAUGCUCACUCUUUUAAAUUUUUUAAACAAAUAUAUGUUUUUAUAUUAUGUUUAAUCAGAGUAUUAUUAGUAGUUUUGUCUAUUAAAAUAAAAAAUUUAAAAGAAGGCGAUUUUAUGUAUACAACUGGGUUUAUAGCUUUUAUAGUAAUUUUAUUAGGAUCUACAAAUGGAUCUUUAAUUAAUAUGAGUUAUGAAAGAAUAAAUGAUUGCUUUAAAAAUUCGAGUAACAAAGAAAAAAAAGUUGCAUUAGCUUCCUCAUUUUGUGCUUUAUCUCUUUUAACAAGUUAUGCAAUAUCGCCUUGGAUUUGCCAUGCAAUUAUAAAUUUAUGA
This is a messenger RNA of Plasmodium yoelii, 1290 nucleotides long. Its product is annotated as nucleoside transporter 4, putative. The transcript is spliced from 2 exons. The record is from RefSeq and is a predicted model, not a curated record. Lineage: Eukaryota; Apicomplexa; Aconoidasida; Haemosporida; Plasmodiidae. Bases 1 to 1290 code for a protein of 429 amino acids.